Messenger RNA from Aspergillus ochraceoroseus IBT 24754, 420 nucleotides. Its product is annotated as resistance to Congo red protein. The transcript is spliced from 3 exons. NCBI's taxonomy places the organism in Eukaryota, Fungi, Ascomycota, Eurotiomycetes, Eurotiales, Aspergillaceae. Gene Ontology annotation, biological process: vesicle-mediated transport. The record is from RefSeq and is a predicted model, not a curated record. The coding region runs from base 1 to 420 and encodes 139 amino acids. Gene Ontology annotation, cellular component: intracellular membrane-bounded organelle.
AUGGGUAUUCUCUAUCGUCGAUAUUGUUGGUACGAAUACGGUAACCAACAAUGCACUGGAGAUGCUUGGUAUGAUUGGGGUCGCUGGGUCGCUUUUGCCGUCAUUGUCGUUGCGGCGCUGAUUAUCUUCUUCAUCCUGGCUUGUUUCAACGCCAGACGCCGUCGCAGAACCGGUCUUCGUCCCUACCAAGGCACAGGCUGGCUUGCUCCUCCACCUCCAUAUCAGCAGCAAUAUGCAGACCCUUACUACCAGCAACAACCACCGCCACCACAGUACACGGCUCAGCCGCCGACUCACGGAUACUUCGGGGGCCAACAGACUGGAAUCGAGCUGCAAUCGCCGCCUAAUGUGCACUAUGGAGGAGAACGGCUUUACCAGCCACCUGCUGGACCACCACCACCUACGAACUCAAAGCCAUAA